UCAACCCAACAAUACACGUACAUGUUUUUUCAAGUCAUGUGUAUUCGGGUGGAGAUCCCAUUAAAGUCACACACGAACCUUUUACAGAUGCAAAUGUGCCACGAAUGUCUCCGUCCUGCCGCCACUCAGCUCACUUUGAUCACCUCUGACGGAAGGCUGGCUGGCUGGAUAUUUAAUGCCAUUCGAAGAGAAGUCCGAUCAUUUCAAUCUGAUCACCGGUAGAGUUAGGUCACAAUGGCAAUCGUGCAUGGCAACCUUGGGAAUGGACACUUAAAACAGUUCCAGCUGUUUCCAACUGCAUAUUUGGAAAGGAGGACUAACAUGCACCCAACAGAUUACGCAGCUCAAGACAGGAUGAAAUUCCUCCAUGGCGUCUCCAGAGCGGACAGCGCGAGCUUGUUUACGCACCGCAGAAAACGCACCAACUUUACGCAGCAGCAGAUCGACGUCCUGGAGAAAGUCUACUUGGACACCAAAUACCCUGAUAUUUAUUUAAGGGAGAAGCUUGAGGCACUGACCGGCUUGCCAGAGUCAAGAAUUCAGGUGUGGUUCCAGAACCGAAGAGCCAAGUCACGGCGCCAAGUGGGAAUUCCUGUUUCAAAUAAGACCAGUGGAAAUGUCCUGACCCCAAACAGUCUCCAUAUGAACCAGUUUACAACACAUCAGAAUCACACUGGCCUGGAGACACAAAGACUGCCAAACUUCACCACAAUGGACAACUUCAGUCAACAGCUGAUCAACUCUUCAGAUGAGAAGAUCUGCACCAUGAAAGGUGACGUGUACAACCCAACCACGAUUCCAUGUAUGUUCAGUAGAACUGAGGAGAACCAGAUCAAGACCGAUCACCUGAGUGUUGUGGUGCCACGCAAUUACACACAGCCAUAUCCAAAGGGACAUGGGCCUUUUAUGAACACAAGCCAUGCUAAAUCUACAAUGAAGCAGUUUUUGGUGGAAUAUGAUAACUUCCCUCCAAACAAGACCAUUGGGCCAGAGAUGAAGGUUGUUAUUCCACCUCUCCCGUCACAGAAUAACUUCAUGAUGUCUUCAUCAUCCCCCAAACAUGUCGCCUGUUCUGUCCAAAACAUGCCAGUAAAGGUCCAGUCAGGAAGUUUUGGAACUUUCUCUCCCAUUAGAGCUAGCGAAACCGUCGAGUUCUCAGAUUCCGACUCGGAUUGGGAAAGAGAAGCCAUGUCUGGUUUUAAUGGGUUUAUUUAGCUUUUUCAAUUUUAACACUCUCACAGAAUUUAUCUUAAGCUUUGAAGAACAUCUUAGGUUUUAAAAUGCGAUAUUUAUUGUAUAUUUCAGAUAUUAUUGUAUAUUGUUAUGUGUGAUUAUCACACAAUGUGGGUGUAAAGGGAGACAUUCUACAUUCUAAUAAAUCUUUUUUUAUAAAACAUCAAAA
Carassius carassius (crucian carp) is the source of this 1402-nucleotide messenger RNA. Its product is annotated as homeobox protein OTX2-A-like. Bases 235 to 1215 code for a protein of 326 amino acids. The record is from RefSeq and is a predicted model, not a curated record. Gene Ontology annotation, biological process: endoderm formation; endoderm development; regulation of transcription by RNA polymerase II. Lineage: Eukaryota; Metazoa; Chordata; Actinopteri; Cypriniformes; Cyprinidae. The transcript is spliced from 3 exons. Gene Ontology annotation, molecular function: RNA polymerase II cis-regulatory region sequence-specific DNA binding; DNA-binding transcription activator activity, RNA polymerase II-specific.